Messenger RNA from Pyricularia oryzae 70-15, 567 nucleotides. RefSeq lists its product as uncharacterized. Gene Ontology annotation, molecular function: toxin activity. Lineage: Eukaryota; Fungi; Ascomycota; Sordariomycetes; Magnaporthales; Pyriculariaceae. The record is from RefSeq and is a predicted model, not a curated record. Bases 1 to 567 code for a protein of 188 amino acids. The transcript has a single exon.
AUGCUCAGGCCAACUUUCAUUCUCAGCUCUGCCUUUGCAUUCCCGCUGCUGAUAAACACUGCAGCAUCCCUCCCCGAUAUUCUGUAUAGAGCCGAUUCACGCGACCCGGGCACCAUCCAGAGGUACGGAGGCUUCAUGAGCCUAGGCGCCAGUCUCGGACAUGGGGAAGACUAUAGCAUAACGCCGCUCGACCACGUCACAAUGGAUCCAACAAUAUACGGACAUGAUAGAGAUCCCUGGAUUUCAACGACGGCAAACUUUGACUAUGCUCUCGAGCAUGUCCGACGACGAGCGCUCGGCCGCACGUGGUACAUUUAUCAUAUCAAAACGGCAGGACUCUACAAAAUUAUCGACAUGGCAGACGAGUACCGGAAGGUCGGUGGGUCUUAUGUAUGGGGUAGUGAACAGGAAUAUGCCGUGGCUCAUCGGAUUCCUUGGAACUAUGUCAAAGGUUGGGACACGAUUGAGCCGCAUCAUGAUUGGCAUUCACGCUCGAAACCUAAAGCAACUCGGUUCCGCAGCUACGAAUCCGACGAGGAACACGGCUCGGGGGAUGCGGAAAGUUAA